Molecule: messenger RNA, 1137 nt
Organism: Ctenocephalides felis (cat flea)
Lineage: Eukaryota; Metazoa; Arthropoda; Insecta; Siphonaptera; Pulicidae
Exons: 1
Coding region: 1-1137 (378 amino acids)
Source: RefSeq, a predicted model, not a curated record
AUGAACUUUAUUGUUAAAGAGCGCGUCUUUGGAGAAACUCGAUGCUGGAUGUAUUCAAUCGAAUGGCAAAAGCGAGGCUUGCCACACUCACACAUUCUUAUUUGGUUAGUGGAAAGAAUUCAGCCUGACCAAAUAGAUGAUAUCAUAUGUGCCGAGAUUCCUGAUUAUGAAGUCGAUCCAGACCUACAUGAUGUUGUUACUUCUAAUAUGAUUCAUGGACCGUGUGGUGCCAUCAAUCCCCAAUCACCUUGCAUGGUCGAUGGAAAGUGCUCUAAACGAUAUCCACGGAAAUUAACAGCGGAGACUGUCACUGGCAAUGAUGGUUAUCCGCUGUAUCGUCGUCGAUCACCAGAUGACAACGGUCAAACUGUCACAACGAAAGUGAAAAGAAUGGAUUUCGUUGUUGACAACAGUUGGAUUGUUCCAUAUUCGCCACUCAUUUCUAAAACGUUCAAGACGCAUUGCAACAUUGAAUACUGUAAUUCAGUUAAGUCCAUCAAAUAUAUUUGCAAAUAUGUCACGAAAGGCAGUGAUAUGGCUGUUUUUAGAUUGCAAUCCUCGAAUGACAACGAUGAAAUUUCACGCUAUCAAGUUGGUCGUUAUGUGAACUGUAAUGAAGCGAUUUGGCGUAUAUUCGCAUUUCCCAUUCACGAACGUCAUCCUACUGUUAUGCAUUUGGCGGUGCAUCUGGAGAAUGGUCAACGAGUAUAUUUUACGGUUUCAAAUGCUAUGCAACGUGCUGAAACACCUCCAGCAACUACAUUAACCAGUUUUUUUGCAAUUUGUCAAAGAGAUCAGUUUGCACAAACUUUGCUUUACUCGGAGAUGCCACGUUAUUAUACUUGGAAUGCUUUAUCGAAGAAUUUUCAAAGACGGAAGAAAGGCAAUGCGGUUCCUGGGUAUCCAGAUGUGCGUUCUACUGAAGCUCUUGGUCGAAUGUAUACAGUUCAUCCAAAGAAUAUUGAAUGUUUUUAUUUGCGGCUGUUGCUGGUAAAUGUGCGUGGGCCAACGUCAUUUGAGUCACUACGAACUGUUAAUCAUGUAAUAUUUCCAACAUAUCGUGCUGCAUGUGAGGAAUUGAAAUUAUUAGAAAACGAUAGUCAUUGCGGAACAAAGUUCGCCGGGUCAGCUAGUUAA